AUGGAGGGCAGGAAGCUGUUUGAUGAGCUCUGCAUCCCAUUUGUGGUCAUUCCUGCUACGGUCUCCAACAACGUCCCUGGCUCAGACUUCAGCAUUGGGGCUGACACAGCACUCAAUACUAUCUGCACGACCUGUGACCGCAUCAAGCAGUCAGCUGCAGGCACCAAGCGUCGGGUGUUUAUCAUUGAGACCAUGGGUGGCUACUGUGGCUACCUGGCCACCAUGGCAGGACUGGCAGCUGGGGCUGAUGCUGCCUACAUUUUUGAGGAGCCCUUCACCAUUCGAGACCUGCAG
Galeopterus variegatus (Sunda flying lemur) is the source of this 294-nucleotide messenger RNA. Its product is annotated as 6-phosphofructokinase, muscle type-like. Gene Ontology annotation, cellular component: membrane; 6-phosphofructokinase complex. The record is from RefSeq and is a predicted model, not a curated record. The annotation marks the transcript as partial. Gene Ontology annotation, molecular function: ATP binding; fructose-6-phosphate binding; identical protein binding. Gene Ontology annotation, biological process: fructose 6-phosphate metabolic process; canonical glycolysis; fructose 1,6-bisphosphate metabolic process. NCBI's taxonomy places the organism in Eukaryota, Metazoa, Chordata, Mammalia, Dermoptera, Cynocephalidae. The transcript is spliced from 2 exons.